This is a messenger RNA of Cottoperca gobio, 2593 nucleotides long. It is a transcript of the gene ckap2l, whose product is annotated as cytoskeleton associated protein 2-like. NCBI's taxonomy places the organism in Eukaryota, Metazoa, Chordata, Actinopteri, Perciformes, Bovichtidae. Gene Ontology annotation, cellular component: cytosol; centrosome; mitotic spindle. The record is from RefSeq and is a predicted model, not a curated record.
CCUGAUGCGCGUGCUCAGUUGUUAUGGAGCUAAUGUUACAGAGCAUAUUUGCUGUGACGUACUUUAAGCCACCACACAAAUCCAACGAGCCAUUUUAAAAACAAAUCUGAUCAAGAUAAAGAACUAAAGUCUGAUAGAUAUGGAAGAAGAAGAAGAAGAUGCCGUAUCGAUACUUUCCAGAAAAGAGCUGCGUAAGAAAAAGCUGAUGGAAUACUUGGCAGGAAAAGGGAAGCUGAAACAGCCCAACCUUAAGCCAUACCUCCGUGACAAAUGCCAGGUUAAGAAGCCUAUAACAUCUACAGUAAAGGUUGUUGAGGGAAAAGAGAACGAGGCUCCAGCUGACAGAUUUGGAUAUGAACGCACAACAAUGAAAACCCUGGCUGCUCAAUCUACAAAACACCCUGCCACAAGAGUAUUUGGUAUCACUAACAGAGUGAAUGUAAAAGGCAGCAUUCUGACUGGAAGGAAGAAUGCCAAUCCUCCAUCUGCAACCACUGGAAUUGCACAGCCAAAACCUAAUCAAAACCAUGUGUUGAGAAGAACGUACACCGUUGUGUCGUACCAAUCCAACCUGAAUGCAGCCAGCCACCUCAAAAAGCAGCCAAACGCAGGAAUACAACCAUCAGGCAGAAACUCAUACCUAAUGAAGACAGACGGUGUCAGAAUGAGUCUCGGUCCCAUGGUCAAAACAAGAACAGGACUCAUUCCUGCAGUGAUUCAGCCAAGAUACAGUCAAAUCGUCACACACUCCUCUGCCACAGCAGCUGAUACCACCACUGCUUCUGUUGCUAUCAAGGUGAGAUCAAGCGCCUCGUCAUCAGUUUCUGUGACUCAGAGGUCUGCUAUUGCCCAGAGGAAAACGCUACCUACUACUGCUCUAAACAACCCCGAGAGAGCAAGAGCUGGGAUUAAAGUUCAAAAUCAGAACAAGUCUAACUCUGAACCACUUUUGGGUAAACAUUCUCAGCUAUCGAGUGGACUGAAAUCAGCAGCCACCUCCUCCAAGUGCACAGCAAAACCUAUUAAACCAGAGGGGAGAUUAGGGAUAUCAAAUACUACUAAAUCAGCUGGUCAGCCUACAGACAGGUCCACAAAGCAGAGACCUGAGGGUGAAGGGCAGAGAAAUGAGCAACCAUUCAAAGUUGCCUCCCGAAUGUCCUCUGGGCCCGCAAGCUGGUGUAGUUCCAGAGCGGUCGGUGGGGUUAUGAGAGGUGCUGUGGCUGAACUGGGAGGGAAAAUCCAGACGUGCAAACGGAUAGAUAACAAGAAGGGACACAGUUCAGCAAAUGCCCCUCCACCACAAAUGGGUAAAAAAAGAACAAGCGCUCCAGUGAUGUCCCAGACAGUGCCACGGCUUGGCAGGACCAUCAGCCAUACCGGUCAGGCCACAACAGACACGAAGACGCCAAAGGUCCCAGUCAGGGUCAUUCCCCAGACUGAGGUAAAGAAACUGACUGCUGCCCAGGAGGAAAGAAUGAAAAAACUACAGGAAUGGCGGGAAGCCAAAGGCAUUUUCUACAAGCGUCCUCCAAUGCCGGUAAAACCUCAGGUCAGGCGUACUGUGGCCGUGCCCCAGCCUUUCUGGGGCCCCAUGAAUGAGGAAGAUGAGGCCCAUUCCCUCAUCUGUGCCGUGGACAGAUCCCUGGCUGACUGCAUCAAAUUGCUCGAAGAGGGUUUCCCUCCAGACCAGGUGAAGGAGAUCCUCUCACGACUGCCAGCAGUGUCCCAGAAGUUUGCCAAAUACUGGAUCUGUCAGGCCCGCCUGAUGGAACAAGAAGGCAACCUGGAUGUCCUGCCAAUAUUUGAAGAGGCUGUUGAUGUUGUGUUGGAGCCAGUGGACGAGCUGCGGUCUGUGGUGUUUGAAAUUCUGAAGAAAAGGGACGAGAUCCAAGCAUCUGAAGAAAAUGAGAAAGAGGAGGAACACAUUCCCACAAGUAAAGGCACUCUUGAGAGUAUCAACAACCCAAUGACUCCUAAACCUGUCAGAGCCCUCAUCUGUGGAGAGAAAGGAGACUCAUCUGUAGUCAAGUACAAGAUCACAGCAACUCCUGGUCGCCCUCCAAGCCAACAAACAGAACCGGCGAAGGUCAACGGCCAGGAGGUUCGCUUCUUCACUCCAGUUAGACGCUCGGUGCGAAUCGAGAGAUCCUCACUCCGAUACCCCGUGUCCCUCCAGGACCACGAUCUCUGCGUGGCCUCCUACAAUGACCUGAUCUCCGAGGAGGGAAUCGAAGAGCAGAAGAGUGGGGAAACCAGCCCGUCUGCUAACAACACGCAGAUGUACAUCUACAGACAGAACGAAGCACUUAAAGACAAAGUGUUCGUCCAGCUAGUCUACGAUGGAGAGGUUUAGCCUUCGCUGCUGACCUCAUCUAUUUGAAACAAUGUAUGUGCAUACGUUGGUGUUGUCAGAUGUCACUCUUUUCUCUGAGAAGAGUUUUAAGGCAAUGAGCUAUUUUUAUGAAGUAAGGCAUUUCUCACACUUGCUUUUGGAGAAAUUAUUGGGUUUAUCAUUCUGGUUCCUGUAUUGUUUUGAAACCAUCAAAUAAUGUUGUGUACAUAGUAAUGUAAAAUAAAUGGCUUUUUAAAAUAA